AAAAAAAAAAUACAUGUAUACAUAUAACAAUAAUAAAUAUAUAUUAAGUAUGUGAGUAAAAAUGACAGUAAUAGAGUCAGUUAGUGGUUAGGUUAAUGCAGUGUGCAAUGGAAGUUUUAAUUAAUAAAUAAGUUAUGUGGGCAUGUUCAAUUGUCCGACUAAUUUAAUUAUUCAAACAAGGAUAUUAUUAGAAUUUCAAAUGUUUCAUAUUAAUAUUGUGAGAUAGAAAUGGAGUAUAAUUAUUCAGACAAUGUUUACAGAUUUUUAUUGCAAACGGCUUCUAUAUGUGUUAGCACGAAUAAUUAACAAGAAUGUACGGAAAAUUACAAUGGCACGACUGUGGUUAAAGUGUUUAUUAAUUAUAUUUGUUAUUUCAAUAACAAUAUUUGUGUAUUCAUUAUUAAAUGUUCCAUCAGAAAUAAAAAUUUAUAAAAAAGUUUUACCACAGCCUACCAAAAUAGUGAGUGACGUAUAUUCAGAGCAGUUAAUUAUUAAUAAACUUGAUUGUAGCAAUAUUGAAAUUGCUAUGGUUUGUGCCGGUUAUAAUUCAACGCAAUCGUUAAUUACUGUUAUAAAAUCAUUAUUAUUUUAUCGGACUAAACCUUUACGGUUUCAUUUUAUCGUCGAUGAGAUAUGCAAUAAAACAUUAAAUGUUUUAUUGAAAACUUGGAAUUUACCUCAUGUCGAUGAAAUUUUUUACCCAGCAAAUAUAUGGAUACCAAAAGUAUCGUGGAUUCGUAAUAAACAUUAUUCAGGGGUUUAUGGUCUUUUGAAAGUGAUAUUACCAGAAAUUUUAGCCAUUGAAAAAGUUAUUGUACUGGAUACUGAUAUUACUGUACUGAGCGACAUUUACGACUUGUGGAAAAUAUUUAAUGUGAUGGAAAAUAAUGGAGAUAAAAGUAAAAAUGUUUUUGCUUUGGCCGAAAAUCAGAGUGAUUGGUACAAAAAAAAAUCGGAUAGUGGACAACGCCCUUGGCCAGCAAUAGGACGUGGUUUUAACACUGGUGUUAUGCUAAUGAAUUUAAAAGCACUGCGUGAAACUAAAUUUAGUGACUUGUGGAUUAAUACGACUCAAUACGUUAUCAAAGAGCUUUAUGAAACAAGUUUAGCUGACCAAGAUAUUAUUAAUGCUGUUAUCAAAAACAAUCCGUCGAUGGUUUAUGUAUUAGACUGUACAUGGAAUGUUCAACUGAGUGAUCAUACGAUUAGCGACCAGUGUUAUAGCACUGCCAAACAAAUCCAAAUAUUACACUGGAAUUCACCACGCAAACAAAGUGUAAAAAAUAAAAAUUCAAAUGAUUUCAAUAACAUGCACAAAGUGUUUCUUGAUAUGAAUGGUAACUUGUUGAGGCGUAAAUUAUUCGGAUGCGAUCCAAUUAAAAAUUUAACAUACAUUGAGAGUAAAGAUAAUUGUAAGAAAUUUUCAAAAAAUUCCGCCAUUACAUAUCGGACCCAUUUAUUUAUCCGCGAAUAUCAGUAUGAUAAUUACAUAGACGCAGAUGUUGGUCUAGUGACUCAAUGUAGUUUUGAUCGAAUAACUUUGCUAGAUGAACUAUGCAAACGUUGGCCUGGUACAAUCAGCGUCGCUGUCUAUUUAACAGACGCAGAAGUACAAUUGUUUCUUGAUUUUGUACGAAAUUCUGAUGUUUUGAGAUUCAGAAAAAAUAUCGCUUACCAUGUUGUGUACAGAGAUGGGGAAUUUUAUCCAAUUAAUUACUUACGUAACGUUGCGAUAUCCCAAAUCCAAACUCCAUAUAUAUUUCAAUUAGACAUUGAUUUUUUGCCGCCAGUAGAUUUAUACGAAAAGUUGAUAGCGUAUAUUUAUAAAUUGAAUAGAAAUGUAUCUGAUGCCUCUAAUAGAAACGCACUGAUUGUACCAGCAUUUGAAACACAACGAUACAGGUUCACGUUUCCUGUUAAUAAAGAAGAAUUACUAAAGUACCUAAAUUACGGUGUUUUGUAUACAUUUCGUUACCACGUGUGGACAAAAGGCCAUGCUGCCACUAAUUACAGUAAUUGGAAAACUGCAACUGAACCUUAUCAAGUUACAUGGGAACCGGAUUUCGAACCUUAUAUUGUAGUGCAUAAAUCAGCCCCACUCUAUGAUGAACGAUUCAUUGGUUUUGGGUGGAAUAAAGUUUCAUAUAUUACCCAUUUAACUGCCUUAGGAUAUAGUUACAUUGUUUUACCCGACGUAUUUAUAAUUCACCGUCCACAUGCUCCCAGUUUAGAUAUUGGUAAAUUUCGAACUGAUGCUCUCUACCGCAGGUGCCUGAAAAAAUUAAAAGAUCAAUUUGUUGAUGAACUGAUAAUUAAAUAUGGAAAUAAUUCACUAAUUAAAUUAAAAAAAACCAAAGAAUAAAAU
Molecule: messenger RNA, 2365 nt
Organism: Cotesia glomerata
Lineage: Eukaryota; Metazoa; Arthropoda; Insecta; Hymenoptera; Braconidae
Product: LARGE xylosyl- and glucuronyltransferase 2-like
Exons: 12
Coding region: 251-2362 (703 amino acids)
Biological process (GO): protein O-linked glycosylation via mannose
Molecular function (GO): xylosyltransferase activity; glucuronosyltransferase activity
Source: RefSeq, a predicted model, not a curated record